AAAAAAGGAGAGCAUUGUGUUGUCUGUUCCUCUCAUCUUUCCCUCUUGUAAAGCCCUAAUCUUCCCCUGGAUUGAACUUUCUUCUGGGUUGGCUGGCCUCUGCAACAUUUUCUACCAAUAAAGGUAGCAAGUAUACCCAAAGGGUUUCAUGGCAGGUAAUGGCCUGCAAUCUCUAGGUCGUGUGAAGCUAACUGAUCUGGCACCUGCUGAAGGCCUUCCAUCAGAUUCUUACAAACAAUCUGUUUCGACUUUGUCACAAUCACUAGCACUCUAUUCUGCUGCCAUCAUUCAGUUUCCAGUGAGUGAUGGGGCUCUUUUGAUGUCGGGUUUAGAUUCGGCUCGCCUCUACUUCCACCAGAAAGCAUCAUCCCCAGCUGCAGAUAUGGUUAAUAACAAUGACCCUCGUGACUGUUGCAAGACUUCCGGUUAUAACGCAGAUCCUCAAUUGUGGCUAGAAACGUAUGAUUACAGACCUGGACUCCCUCCUUUAGAGCCCAACAACACAAUGGAAUUUCCUCCAGCAGCUUUACCAGAUAUAUUUUCACUGCUUGCAAAGGCAGCUCGAGAUAUAUUGGACGCUAUCAGCUUCUAUUUGAACUUGAGGAGCUCACCAUUUACUGAAGCUGAUAAUGUUCCCGUAUGAAACUGGUAAAUAUCUUCUUCAGUAUUAUCUGUCUGUUGUCAUGCAAGGCCAUCAUUUCAGGGGACACGACACCAUAGUUUUACGACCCAAGAGGAUGGCCAGUUGGUUAUGUUUUCUGACCAUGAGCAUCAAGUUGACAAAAGCUUGAUAUAUCUUGCCAAGUCAAACAAGGCUGGUCUACACAUAAAGGACUUUCAGGGUGGUCGGUUUCUUGUGGACGAAGAUCUUGGUCCUCAAGAAGCUAUUGUUUACCCUGGACUUGCACUCUAUCAGGCAACUGCAGGAUAUGUUAACCCUGCACUGCAGAGAACGGAGACCGCUAAUACACAGAGCAACUUGUUUGGGCGAUGUUCUUUUGCUUUUAAAUUCAUUCCUAAAUCCAUGACCAGUCUUAGUUGUUCAGAGAUGAGAGCUGCUGGUCAUGGGGUUGAAGCUCAGUUCCAGCUUCCAGUAGCGGUUGAUGACUUUAUGCAGAGAUCUCAACCCACCAAUCAACUCUUUAACAGACAGUUUCCAAAGUUCCAAUUUCCAUGCAGCACAAGAUGGAUCUAUGAAGCCUUUCUUGAGGAGGAGAAAGAGUGAAAGAACCAAACCUUUGCCACCUUCCAAGAGAUUGUGGGUCGAGGCCCAGAGAGUCCUGAAGGAAAGGGUUCAAGACAUUGCAGACAAGAAGGGAAUCAAGCUGAGGUUCUGCAACCUGAAGGAGUGUGAGAAUCACAUUCAGACACUUGAUAGCCCCUGUGCCAAUAUAAGAAUGGAAAUUGGAUGGCCACACGGGGUGCCAUUUGUUCAUCCCCAUGAUCUCCCCAAUAAGGCAAAUAUCAGUUUCCUUGAAGCCUAUGAACCUGGUUGGACAGCUACUCAUGAUAUGGAGUUAAGUCUAACCGAACCUGGACAGGCUGGCCAGUCAGCCCUCGGUUAAUUGUAAUUGUAAGUCCCAAUUUAGCAAUCAAGUAAAAAAGUUCGUAUGGGUAGCCAACCGAGAGACACCGCUCACUGAUUCAUCAGGUCUACUCACUGUCACCAUCCCUGGAAUUCUUGUCCUUGUUGAUACUAACAGGACAAGCGUUUGGUCCUCGAACACACCAACAUCUGCGUCAAAUCCAGCAGCGCAGCUUUCGGAUUCAGAAAUCUUGUUGUGACAGAUUGUAAUGAUCGUACCGACCCUGAGAAUUUUACGUGGCAGAGUUUUGAUUACCCUGGUGACACAUUCCUACUGGGUACAAAACUCGGUAGGAACACAUUUACUUGCUUUGCUUGUGAAAUAUAGUUCUUGAUGCAUUGCUUUGCACUGGUUACGUUACAUGUCCCCGGAAUAUGUCUUCGAUGAGUUCUACUAGAUAAAAUCUGAUCUUUAGCUUUGGUGUUAUGGUGCUCGAGAUAGUGAAUGGGAAGAGAAACAAAGGAUUUUCUCAUCCAGGCCAUAGCCUCAACCUGCUAGGACAUGUAAGUGCCAGCUGUCAAGUUGAUAAUUUUUCGUCGAAUUAUGCUAGGGGGACUAUAUUCUGACUGCAUUAGCUAAUGAUAUAAAGUGUGUGACGGUGACUUCUCUAGUAACAUCUGGUGACGAUAACUCAUUUGUAAAAUGGAUUCGAUUCCGCUUAAAAUAUAAAAUGUGGUUCGUCUAGCAUUAUUGUUUAUAUUUACUCGAUUCUUUAUACUUCUAUUUAUUCAGUACGAUUGGUGGUUGUGAUCUUUUAGGCAUGGAAUUAACACAAAAUAGGCAAGUCCAUUGAACUACUCAAUACAUCAGUAGGAGACUUUAGUAAUCCACAUGACUUUUUGCGGUCGAUCCAUGUGCGUUUUAUGCAUGCUGCGAAAUCCGGCUGUAGUUCUGAUGUUGAGUGGUGAAAGUGCAUUGUCUCAACCUCAAAAACCUGGUUUUUACAGUGAAAGGGAUCUAGAGGACCUCAAAGUCGAUCCUUGUGCAAACAAGGCUAGAGCAUUUUCAGCUAAUGAAGUCACUUUUGCAGUACUCGAGUUUGAAGAUUGGUAGGGCAUUUUCAGCUAUGAAGUCACUUUUACAGUACUCGAGUUUGAAGUUUGAAUUAGAGAGAUUAAAUAGUUAUCAUUUAUAGAUUUCAAUUGGAUUAGAUUAUACAUUUGAACUAUUGUGAUUCAGAUUCAAUAGCUUUACUGUACGUUCUUAUGUUUA
This is a messenger RNA of Pyrus x bretschneideri (Chinese white pear), 2798 nucleotides long. RefSeq lists its product as uncharacterized. The record is from RefSeq and is a predicted model, not a curated record. NCBI's taxonomy places the organism in Eukaryota, Viridiplantae, Streptophyta, Magnoliopsida, Rosales, Rosaceae.